Messenger RNA from Candidozyma haemuli, 2718 nucleotides. RefSeq names its product MCM DNA helicase complex subunit (gene CDC46). Bases 1 to 2718 code for a protein of 905 amino acids. Gene Ontology annotation, molecular function: 3'-5' DNA helicase activity; single-stranded DNA helicase activity; single-stranded DNA binding. Gene Ontology annotation, biological process: double-strand break repair via break-induced replication; DNA replication initiation; DNA replication. Lineage: Eukaryota; Fungi; Ascomycota; Pichiomycetes; Serinales; Metschnikowiaceae. The record is from RefSeq and is a predicted model, not a curated record. The transcript has 2 exons. Gene Ontology annotation, cellular component: MCM complex; nucleus.
AUGUCGUACCUGAAGGCAGAAGUCUACUCCGCUCAGGUCUUACCGGGUGAAGAACCCAAGGAUGACUCCUUCAAUGAAAUCACAAAGGCUUUCCGUGCGUUCAUCAUGGAGUUUCGUCUCAACAACUCUUUCAUCUACAGAGACCAGUUGAGAGAGAACUUGCUUAUCAAGAACUUCUACCUCAAAGUUAAUUCUGAACACUUGAUUGGUUUUAAUGAAGAACUUAACAAAAAGCUUUCGGAUGAGCCAGGUGAGAUGGUGCCGCUUUUCGAGAAUGCCAUCACAGAUAUCGCCAAGAGGAUCGCUUUCCUUUCAGACGAUGAGGUUCCUCGUGACUUUCCUCAAUGCCAAUUGAUCUUGUACUCCAACUCGUCUACUGUUUCCAUCAGAGACUUGGAUUCGGACCAUAUCUCCAAGAUUGUCAGAGUGAGCGGAAUCAUCAUCUCGGCUUCUGUGCUUUCUUCGAGAGCCACAAAUGUCCAGUUGGUGUGCCGUAACUGUAAGCACACAAUGAAGAUGAAAGUGGCUUCUGGGUUUGGUCCAUUGCAUCUUCCAUCGAAAUGUCUUGCUACUCACAACCAGGAAAGUGGAAGAAACCAACAGAAGUGUCCCCUAGACCCAUAUGUGGUUGUCCAUGAUAAGUCUACCUUUAUUGACCAGCAGGUUUUGAAGUUGCAAGAGACUCCAGAUGCUGUCCCAGUUGGUGAAAUGCCUCGUCACAUCUUGGUCCAGGUGGACAGAUAUUUGGCCAACCAGGUUGUUCCAGGAACCCGUGUCACUUUGGUCGGUACCUACUCGAUCUACCAGUCUAAGCAGAGAUCUUCUGGAACCUCCAACACUGUUGCCAUCAGAAACCCUUACUUGAAGGUUUUGGGUAUUCAGACUGAUGUUGACACUGCCGCUCAAGGUCUCUCUUUCACUGAAGAAGAGGAAGAGGAGUUUCUCCGUAUUUCUCGUUUGCCAAACUUGUACGAGGUGUUCUCUCGCUCGAUUGCGCCAUCUAUUUAUGGUAAUGACGAUAUCAAGAAAGCUAUUACCUGUUUAUUGAUGGGCGGAUCCAAGAAAAUCUUGCCAGACGGCAUGAGAUUGCGUGGUGAUAUCAACGUUUUGCUUUUGGGUGAUCCUGGUACCGCCAAGUCCCAGUUGUUGAAGUUUGUGGAAAAAAUCUCUCCGAUCGCCGUGUACACUUCCGGUAAGGGUUCUUCUGCGGCCGGUUUGACUGCUUCGGUGCAGAGAGAUAGUCAGACCAGAGACUUCUACUUGGAAGGCGGUGCCAUGGUGUUGGCAGAUGGAGGUGUCGUCUGUAUUGAUGAGUUCGACAAGAUGAGAGAUGAAGAUAGAGUGGCUAUUCACGAAGCCAUGGAACAGCAAACCAUUUCCAUCGCCAAGGCUGGUAUCACCACUGUUCUUAACUCCAGAACAUCUGUGUUGGCUGCUGCUAACCCCAUCUUUGGUCGUUACGACGACUUGAAGAGUCCUGGUGAGAACAUUGAUUUCCAAACCACCAUUCUUUCUCGUUUCGAUAUGAUUUUCAUUGUUAAGGAUGACCAUAACGAGGCCAGAGAUAAACUGAUUGCUCAGCACGUUAUGAAUAUUCAUACCGGUAACAGCAACAACAACAAUGAGAACCAGGAGGGCGAGAUUCCUAUCGACACGAUGAAGCGUUACAUUCAAUACGUGAAAACUAAGUGUGCCCCUAGACUUAGUCCUGAAGCGCUGGAGAAGUUGCUGUCUCAUUUCGUCGCCAUUAGACGUCGUCUUCAAGUGAACGAAGCCGACAUGAAUGAAAGAUCUUCCAUUCCUAUUACAGUACGUCAAUUGGAAGCUAUCAUUCGUAUCACCGAAUCCUUGGCCAAGUUGACAUUGCUGCCAGUUGCUUCCCUGGACCACGUCGACGAAGCUAUCAGGUUAUUCACUGCCUCUACCAUGAAUGCUGUGGACCAAGGUAUCCAGAGCGGUAACAUGAUGGCCUCCGGCAAGUUCGCUGGUGAAAUCAAGCUUGUUGAAGACGAAUUGAGAAGGAGAUUGCCUAUUGGCUGGUCCACGGCUUACAGAACUCUUCGAAGAGAGAUUGUUGACGCAGGCAGAGCCACACCAGAGGCUUUGGAUAAAGCGCUACAUAUCAUGGAGAGACAUGAAGUUAUCAGAUUCCGUCACCAGAGACAGAAUAUUUUGCGUGAAACGAAUCCUCGUGGAAUUCCAAAGGCACCUUUCAUUGAGAAGGUCGAAUCGGUUGUCACUGAUCCUUCCAACUAUGAAACAAUCUUUAGUGCCUUCUCGGACAGAUUACAGCAAUACAAGUAUAUGGAGCUCUCCAAGAAGCAGCAGCUUGCUGAUUUGAACAUAAAGAUCCCUGAUGCUGAGAAGAACCUAGAAGUUAUUGAGCUCCUCAAGCAAAAGAAGGAGAACGAAGACGAUGAAGAAGACAAGUCUAUUGAGACGAACUACGAAUUGGACAGCACUUUGUAUACGAAGGCUACUAUUGAUGCUGAGAACCUCAACUCUGUUUACUUAUGGCUCGGAGCCGAGGUCAUGUUGGAGUAUCCCUUGGACGAGGCCGUGGAGCUCUUGAACUCCAGACUAGACAGCCAUAAGAAACAGUUACAGUCAGUGGAGGAGGACCUUGAGUUCUUGAGAGAAAGCAUCACCACCAUGGAGGUCAACACAUCCAGAUUGUACAAUUGGGACGUGAAAAGAAGAAGAGAGGAAAAGAAGUAA